AUGAAGAAGCAAAAUGUGCGGACCCUGUCUCUUAUCCUCUGCAUGUUCUCCUACCUGCUGGUGGGCGCUGCGGUGUUCGACGCACUGGAAUCCGAGACGGAGAGCUCCCGCCGACGCAUCCUUGAGCUGAAGCGCACUGAGAUGAAGAAGAAGUACCGCUUCUCCGAGGACGACUACCGGGAGAUCGAGCGGGUGGUGCUGCAAGCGGAUCCCCACCGCGCCGGGAGACAGUGGAAAUUCGCCGGGUCUUUUUACUUUGCCAUCACGGUCAUCACCACCAUUGGCUAUGGCCAUGCAGCUCCAGGCACAGAUUCAGGGAAGGUCUUUUGCAUGUUCUAUGCCGUGCUGGGCAUCCCACUCACCCUGGUCAUGUUCCAGAGCCUGGGCGAGAGGAUGAACACGUUUGUCUGCUAUCUCCUGCGCAGGGUCAAGCAGUGCCUAGGGUUACGGAGGACUGAGGUGUCCAUGGAGAACAUGGUCUUGGUGGGCUUCCUGUCCUGCAUCGGCACCCUGUGUGUUGGGGCAGCAGCCUUCUCCCACUAUGAGGCCUGGACCUUCUUCCAUGCCUACUACUACUGCUUUAUCACGCUCACCACCAUUGGGUUUGGGGACUUUGUGGCCCUGCAGAAGAAGGAGGACCUCCAGGAGAAGACACCCUAUGUGGCCUUCAGCUUCAUGUACAUCCUGGUUGGACUGACAGUGAUAGGAGCCUUCCUCAACCUGGUAGUGCUGCGCUUCCUCACCAUGAACACAGAGGACGAGAGGAGGGACGCCCAGGAGAGGGCCUCCAUCAAGAGGGAGAGGGGCCUGCUGACCAUGGGGCUCCAUGGAGGAGGAGGAGGACCAGGGCAGGGCAGAGGAGUGCUUAGGGUCAGGGAGAGGGACAGCAUGGGGCAGAGCCGCAGUCACAUCAAUCUUUCCCUGCCCAUGGAGGAGGGCACUAGCCGCACCAACCUCAUCUCCUCCCCAGCAGAGGAGCAGGAGGAUAGGGACAGGGCCAGGGGUGCCCCCUGCAGGCAGAGGCUGCAUUUACAGCUGCAUGGCACUGGCAGACGAAGGCCAGAGUCUCCCCUGGGCUCCUUGUGUUCCUGUAUGUGCUACCGUCUGGAGGUGUGUGAGAGCCCCCUGCCUUCCCACAGGGAGCACCCUGGGUGCAACAUUAACUCGGUCUACUGCAACUCUAUCUCUUACAGGAUCCAGAGCUGGAGCCCCAGAGACAACACAGGACUCUCGUCCCCAGGGAGCACACUCUCGCUUGGGCACAACUUCAGGGAGUACCCCUGCUGCCGGAGGAAGUCAGUGUAGCACCACAUGGGACAGAAUCUUUGUUUGUAACGGUUGGAUUAAUAAAGUAUUUUAUACAUAUUUUUAUACACUACAUAGGCAAGGUGUUGUAGUACACUGUAGAUGCACACACUCGAUUAGAAAUCAAUUGG
Molecule: messenger RNA, 1436 nt
Organism: Oncorhynchus masou masou (cherry salmon)
Lineage: Eukaryota; Metazoa; Chordata; Actinopteri; Salmoniformes; Salmonidae
Product: potassium channel subfamily K member 15-like
Exons: 2
Coding region: 1-1305 (434 amino acids)
Biological process (GO): stabilization of membrane potential; potassium ion transmembrane transport
Cellular component (GO): plasma membrane
Molecular function (GO): outward rectifier potassium channel activity; potassium ion leak channel activity
Source: RefSeq, a predicted model, not a curated record